Molecule: messenger RNA, 7861 nt
Organism: Coregonus sp. 'balchen'
Lineage: Eukaryota; Metazoa; Chordata; Actinopteri; Salmoniformes; Salmonidae
Source: the annotation of a GenBank genome assembly
AUGGCAGCUCCCCGGCCGAUAAAAGGUAUUCUGAAGAACAAGAACAGCGGGACGGGCAUCAAAGUGGGUCCAGCCGAAGAAGUGCCAGUAGAGACUCCAGAACAAGUGGAACCUGGACUUCUGGAAGAUGACCAACAGUGAGUAGACAGAGUCAGUUAGCUAGCUUAGUUUCUUGUUGACACCGACAGUCUAGGUAGCUUAGCUUACUCGGCGUUGGGUGCUGCCCUGGCUAAAAACUUUAUGGACUUACUAGCUAACGUAACGUCGUCAGCAAUGUGCCAGGAAACUUAGUACAUAACGCUAACUAACUAGCUAGCUAACGUUAGCAAGUCGGUUGUCAGGCUUACUUUCCAAUUUCCUCAUAUUGUUCUCACUAGACUGUUAGCUUACCAGUUCAUGUUAGCAAGCCAAUUUUGCUAGCUAGUUUGCCCGAGAAGGUAACAUUAGCUAGCUACGUUACCUAGCUAACGUUAGCAACGUCACAAAUGUCUGCUUGUUGUCAAUGUCAGCUGAUAAGGUGGCUAGUUAAUAGUUUAUCCGCGUAAAUCUGGCUGUGUCGUCAGCCAACUCACUGAAGUUGGCUGUUAAUGGUGGGUGAUGAAUGGGUUGACUGGCUAGCUAUGGACAAAAUGACAGGCAGUUGGCACAGCCAUUUUUACCAGCGAAAACAAACAAACAAUUUGGAAGUUGUUUUUUAAUUUAUUCUACAGAUAUGUUCAAAUCCAGAGAUUAUUUUAGUAAUUAGUUAACAUUUCUUAAAUCUUAUGUUGGCAUCAGGUAUGUUAGCCAGCAAGUUACCCAUUCCUACUAUCCAUCACACACAAUGUACAGCAGUAGCUGAAGGAUUCAGACCUGUAAAUGAUAAAGGCUCAUUAUCAUUUUGUGGUGGGCACAGACAGUCCCAUACAGUUUAGUUUCUAAAACCGUGGGUAAAUUUGGAAGCUGGAUGGAAGCCUACAGUACACUCCACCCUUUGUGCCUAGAGUGUCAUCAGUGAGUAUCUUCCCGACUGCUGUCAAUGCACUGACCUCCACAUCCCAAGCUGUCACAUUAUAUUUACUCCAUGGCCUCAGUUGUCAGAACUGUGGUGAGUUUAUGCCUGAAGUCAGGCGCCUCUGAUGCAUUGAUCUCAUUCACUUUGGCUCUUUCGCCGCAGUGGCAAGACCAGAUGUCUCAGGAUAAAGUCACUGCGCUCCAGUUUCGGAGUGCUGCGUCUCCAAGUCUCCACUCAUCGGUCCCAUGCAAAAUGGGUGAUAUAUUGGCUACAAUGUAACAUUAAACUGUCAGUGAGCUAAUCAUUUUGAGCGGUUAAGUUGCUCAAAUGAUACCACUAGGAAAUACGGCUUGGCUAAUAGCAACAAGAGUGAUGUCUUCUCAAUUACAGGAUGUCUUUUUAACAAAGAGCUGGUGGUCCAUGUGAAGAUGCACAAGUGGAUAGAGAUGGAGGUUGUUCGAGUUUCAAUAAUUAAUGCAUGUGAUUUAUAUAGUCAAUUUAUGGUGUUAGGUGGCUAGCCUUCAUAUAACCUACUAUGAGGCUCAUAACUUCCCAUCCAUCUGAAAAUAAGCCAUACAAGGAUGGCAUUUAUCAGUGAAUUCCAUUCCCAGCAGUGAGUCAAGGCAGUUCUGUGUUGAUACCAAAAUAGUCUCUCUGUAGGAAAUGGGUAAAAAGGUUUCCUGAACGAUUCUUUGUGCAGCCAAUCCCCAAAUGUAGUGGGAUGAGAGGCGCACGGCUGGCCGUGCUGUAGCCUACUCCUUCAAUUCAGACCACGUCUGUAGAAAAUGAACAAGAACACGCACACGCGGCUGCAUGCACACACUCCUUCCGCACCAAGGGAACUGCUAGGGUUUUUCUAUCCUGUCUCUCUGACGUACUCCCAAAACCACACAUGGCUUAUUUUCUCCUCACGACUCCUUUCAGGCUCUCUCCCAAAUUUGAGCUUAAGCCAUCUGUUCUGUCUGUAUUAGUGUACUACUUUCAGUCAAAAUCAGAUUUAGCUUUGAUGGAUGAGCAGUAGGACCGAGACGAUACUAGUGCUGCGAAAAAAAAUUCCUUGGCAAAAAUGAAACCACAAAGCAGACCGAACUAUUUGGUCUUUUGAAAACCUGCUGUAUGUAAAAUAUGGUGUGCCAUAGCUUGGAAAAUAAAUGUCACUCUGGAUGACAACAACAUCAUUUUGGUUUUGUUUUCCUAAAGUUAAUUCUGCUUCGUGUUUUUGUUUCCUUUCCACGAUACUAACGAAUAUCGCAAUGCUGGUAUCGUCCCGGCACUACUGAGCAGAGAGAUUUAUUGUUGAAGCAUAUUGUCACACUUAAAAAUGUCCAUCAACAUUUCAAAACAGUCACGUGAGUUCUAAUAUUAAAGCUUUCACAUAAUGAAGUCACCAUAGAACGUCAGGUAAUAAUGGAAUGCUCAACUGGGACGACAAAAUAUCAAGCUUGUUUUGCUAUUUGAUCAGGGAGGACAGCGGCAUGUUCUCGCAGCAGUCUUUCGUUUUUUUUCAUGGUGCAAUUUAACUUAGUUUAGUAGAGAACUGUACACAGGUGUAGGAGGCUAUUUGCAAUGAAUGAUGUUUAAAAAGUCUAGUUUUGACCUUACUUUUGACCAGACACUGUCAUUCAUAAAGCUAAUUGAACACAUGUGCCAGUGAAAUUAUAACACUGCAUGCUAUUGUUAUGGAGAAACGUGCACUUUAACCUUCAACCUCAACACUAUUUGGCUAUCCCAUCUCAAGGUUAGCUGUGCAGACGGAACAAUGAAUCAACUAAAGCUAUCGGAAUUGUAUCAUUGCCACAGCAGUUUCUCAUUCUUUAUUAUAAAAAAAAAUAAAAUAUUUCACCUUUAUUUAACUAGGCAAGUCAGUUAAGAACAAAUUCUUAUUUACAAUGACAGCCUACACAGGCCAAACCCGGACGCUGGGCCAAUUGUGCGCCGCCCUAUGGGACUCCCAAUCACGGCCGGUUGUGAUACAGCCUGGAAUCGAACCAGGAGGUCUGUAGUGACGCCUCAAGCACCGAGAUGCAGUGCCUUAGACCGCUGAGAUGCAGUGCCUUAGACCGCUGAGAUGCAGUGUCUUAGACCGCUGCGCCACUCGGGAGCCCAAAGUCAUGUAUUGUUUGGGAAAACAGUACUUUGUACCUGAAGACAUUCCAAAAGUUCCUAUCUGUAGCAAGGGUUUUCCUCCAAUUGGCAACAGAUUUUCAUGCAAAUAUUCUGAAACCUGCAUAAAAACAAUAUGCACGUUUUUCCACCAGAGAUGUGUUUCCAUCAAAUUGACUUGUUGCAGAUAAAACGCUGUGCCUUUAUAAACAGCAUGCUUUCCCGAGUUGUAGUGGGAGGACCACACAACAUAUAAUCAAAGUUUACUUCGAUAUGAUGGUUAUUACAUCAAUAUUUGCAGUUUCCACUGCCAUUUCUCGCAUAAUUAAUUUUACCAACACAAAAAUAUCCUUUCUGUUACUGGCCCAGCGCUCAAAACCGCUAGGCUGUGUUGUCAUCGCUUGUGUUUCCCGCAGGGGACAGAAAGGGCUGGAGCUUUUAAUUCAUUAUACAGCACCAAGGGGAUAUCCUGAGCCAGCUUUCCAAAUAUCCCUAUUGCUGUCACAAAGCAUUUGUCCACUCUGCACCUGUCCAGAGUCCAAACAAUCACAACUUCCUGCCAUAGAGUUCUAGAAAGAGUCACGGGGCAUGACUAUUGGUGCCCCAUGACCAAUACAGUCAAACACAUUUUCUCAAUUUCAAUGUAGGCCAUUUCAUUGCACUCACUAAUCAGUCAACAUUGAUGCACGGACCCCAAGCUCAAGUCAUUCAUUAUUCAUUAAAGCCAAUGACUUUUAACUGAGUCACACGCAUGGUUCCAUGAAACUCUAUCUCUCCUCCACUGACUUCGAUGCCCCAUCUGACCGUUUCAUGAAUGGGUUGAGGGACAUGAUUUUUCAUACAGUGGGUAAAAACCAUAGACGGGAACUGUAUAGGAGCCUACAGACUGUUGCAGUACAGUAGAUCAAAUGGGCACUGCAGUCCUUUGACAUUGGGCUCCGCUGGGUUCAACCAAAAAAUAUGUUUAUUUAAAAACAGAUUUAUCUCAACAUCAGUUGAUUUCAUCUGGGCUUUCCCCGCCUCUCCAUGUCUGUACUACUCCAUAUAUUGGCUUUGGUGUGCUCUGGUUCUACAAACAACACAUUUUUUUACAUUUUAGUUGUUUAGCAGGACCUCUUAUCCAGAGCGACUUACAGUGGAGCGCAUACAUUUUCGUAUUGGUCCCCCCGUGGAAAUCGAACCCACAACCCUGGCGUUGAUAGCGCCAUGCUCUUCCAGCUGAGCCACACGGGAACACCAGAGAGCUCUUUAACACAUUGCUUGUCUUAGAAUAUGCUAUCUGAUAGUGUAGCACUCCUCUCCAAAGCUCACUUCACUUACUGAGAGUUUUUAGAGGGAUGUGCACAGCUGUCGGCGCCUCCAAGAGAUGCUCACUCACUGCACACACACUGAAUGGGAGAGCCAAAUAGCGCCUGCCCGAGUCCGUUCUCGUAAGAGUGCUGUUUUUACCCGAAGAGGUGGUUGUCGUCAUUCCAUUAUGUUUUUUUUUAUAGAAACGUUUUGUUCUGACUGGCUGCGUCAGGUCUUGAGUGGAUUUGCACGUCUGCUGUUUACUGAAAAUCAGGCCAGGCUGGCUGGCUGUGCCUGGGAUGUGUUGUAUAACCGUCCCCCCUCACACAUACAGACGGAUAAAGACAGACACAGAAAUACACAGACUGACGUACAGACAGUUCGAGCAGUGCAACGUUACUGGUUCCUCUCCACUACUGGCUUGUCAACACUCCUCACAUGCACAUACAUACAAGACUCCCUAUCUGCCCUGGCCCAGAUGCAGUCACGCUGACUUGGCCUUUGCUAAAAUGAUUUAGAAAUUGGGCAUCAAGGUAGGGUUCAAAGUCUGGUGAAUGUAGCUGCAUCAAAGUAGGGUUGGUGAUGUGCUGCAGUAACUGCAAACUAGUCAUUUCCACAUAUACAGUGAGCUCCAAAAGUAUUAGGACAGUGACACAUUUUUGUUGUUUUGGCUCUGUGCUCCAGCACUUAGGAUUUGAAAUUAGGAUAAAGUGCAGAUUGUCAGCUUUAAUUUGAGGGUAUUUUCAUCCCUAUCAGAUGAACCGUUUACAAAUUACAGCACCUUUUGUACAUAGUCCUCUAUUUUAGGGGACCAAAAGUAUUGGGACAAAUUCACUUGUGUGUUUUAAAGUAGUCAGAACGUUUAGUAUUUGGUCCCAUAUUCAUAGCACGCAAUGAUUACAUCAAGCUUGUGACUCCAAACUGGUUGGAUGCAUUUGCUGUUUUGUUUUGGUUGUGUUUCAGAUGAUUUUGUGCCCAAUAGAAGUUAAUGGUAAAUAAUGUAUUUUGUCAUUUUGGAGUCACUUGUAUUGUAAAUAACAAUAGAAUGUUUCUAAUCACUUCUACAUUAAUGUGGAUGCUUCCAUGAUUACGGAUAAUCCUGAAUUCAUCGUGAAUAAUGAUGAGUGAGAUAUUUGUUGUACAUUUACCCCUUUUUCGUGAUAUCCAAUUGGUAGUUAGUCUUGUCCCAUCGCUGCGUCCUCUGAAACACGACCCUGCCAAGCCGCUCUGCUUCUUUACACACUUCUCGCUUAAGCCGGAAGCCAGCCGCACCAAUGUGUCGGAGGAAACACCAAAAUUGUAGAGUCACAAGCUUUAUGUAAUCAUUGCGUGCUAGGAAUAUGGGACCAAAUACUUAACUUUUGACUACUUUAAUACACAUACAAGUGAAUUUGUCCCAAUACCUUUGGUCCCCUACAAUGGGGGGGACUACGUACAAAAAGUGCUGUAAUUUCUAAACGGUUCUCCCGAUAUGGAUGAAAAUACCCUCAAAUUAAUGCUGACCGUCUGCACUUUAACCUCCAUAGUCAUUGUAUCAUUUCAAAUCCAAACUGCUGGAGCACAGUGCCAAAACAACAAAAAAAUGUGUCACUGUCCCAAUACUUUUGGAACUCACUGUAUGUCUCUGACAAUCUGUCAUGUAAUGAUAACAACAUUUUAUGUUUUGUCUUCACUAGUUUGCAUUGGUUUCUUACAUGCAUACCAUGGGUUGUAUAUGUUAUGAAACUGUGCUUAAGAGCCGGGCUACCUCAGCAAGUCUGACUGAGUAGUAUGGAUAUGUGCCUCAUCUGAUGAUGUGCCAUUUUAGUGUGAGGCACAGCAGGACAAGGCACGUCUCCCAUUUGAUUUAGCCCAGUGCCAUCGACACAGUCAAACUGCCUGCUGUGUGCCUGACUUAUUGAGCACCUCUGUGUUUGUGUGUGUGUGAGGGGGAAGAGGUGUGUGUGUGUGUGUGUGUGUGUGUGUGUGUGUGUGAGUUAGCAGCUAGCGAAGGCUCUGCAGGAUUACUGCAGCAGGGAGCAGAUUUAUCACCCUCUCCCCCCUGCCUCUCUGUCCCAUGAUGGCAGGCCUCUCCCCCCAUAAACACGUCCGGCAGGCUGGCUGCUUUGACAAAGGGAGAGCGGGGUGUGCCAGUAGAGAUAGUUUAACGGCUGUAUUUGGCACUGUCUCCAAGUCCAGACAGCGGUGUUAUUGAAGGCGCCAACUCCAGCCAGAAGCCCAGAGAGAGCCUACAAUUUGUACCCGGGGAAGGCACAUUUGUGAAGGAUAAGCACCUCUAUCCACCCACCAGCUCACUCACUCAAUCAUCCUCAGCAUCACGCUGAAGGUGAAGUGACCCACGUCUGUACGAGGCCACCGUCAUUUUCCGAACAAUGAAUCAUUUAAUUGUACAUAAUAAGACCCCUUUUGAUUUAAUUGCAGCCUUGUUUGUGUUCCCGAAAUACACUACGGGAGUGAAAACUGGGGCACAGUAGUCCUAGAUUAAAUCUGCCAGGUCUCUAGGGUAAUAUCUGGUUGGCUUGAAUACCACCCUGAGCUCUCCUCUCUGGAACCAUUCUUUCAGGAAGAAGUCACAGAAAUGGGACGAAAUGAACAUCCUGGCAACGUACCACCCGGCAGACAAGGACUACGGGUUGAUGAAGAUCGACGAGCCCAGCACGCCCUACAACAGGUGAGUUGCCCCAUUCAUUGUGUAAAGCGUGACACAAUUCAUUCUCAUGAACAGGUAAGGACAUAGUUACCCAGCGAAUGUCAAAAUGGCUUCCCAUAUUCAAUGUUAUCCAGUAUUUCCAGUAAGUGUUUUGGACUUUUGUUACAAAUACCUCAUUAUGGACUAAUUCAUGAAUUGAUUCAAUUAGUUAAGCCUAUUACAUGUGAAAAUUACAGUUGGGCUUUUCACACUACAUAUUCCUAGCCCUGGGCCAACCAAAAAAACAACUUACUUUUCUGGAGUUUAAUAUUCAAAUUAGGUGACAACAGAGCUUUGUGAUUGACUUUGCCUGAGAAUAAACUCUGCUCUGGUAAGUUUGGUGUUAUCCCACUUUAGAAUGUGUGUGAACAGUCCUUUGACCCCCUGGGUAAAUGUGACUAAUGUGAGGUAGAAUAGAGACUAGUCUGGGUUGAUAAUGUUUUUAGAUAAUAUGUUCACCUCAGAUUAAAUACAAUUCUGAUAGCAGAUUGGCCUGCUCUCACAGGGCACCUUAAUUCUUGCAGUGCAGGUUCAGUGUGAGUGUGUGUGGAUGAGUUUCUGCCCAGUCUGCAUAAAACAGGGGGGGUCUAAACAAGCAUGUAACCCAAUCUGCCAUAGCCGCUGCUUAGAAGGUCACCGCUGUGACACUCUGUUCUCUCCUUCUCUCCCCCCCCCCCUCCUCUCUUUCCCUCUUCCUCAGGAUGGUGGGGGACGAGGAGGACGAAGGGGCGCACAGCGACUCAGAGGGCAACGCGCCAACUGUGGAAGACCUGGCCUCCAAGUAA